Messenger RNA from Bradysia coprophila, 864 nucleotides. RefSeq names its product stromal cell-derived factor 2. The record is from RefSeq and is a predicted model, not a curated record. Lineage: Eukaryota; Metazoa; Arthropoda; Insecta; Diptera; Sciaridae.
GUCACAUCGCACAUUAUAGCAAAAAAAAAAAGUCACAAAAAGACAUCGUCUUCAAUUUGCAUUACAAAUCAAACAAAUUUGAAUUUACAUUGGAAAAAAAUGUUAUCCAAAUUGAAUAUCAUAGUUCUUGCCAUAGUCGCUCUUCAUACGAGCCUAAAUAUCGGUGUAUCCGGCGCAAAAACGAAAUAUGUGACGUGUGGCUCCGUACUAAAAUUGAUGAAUAACGACUACAGAGUUAGAUUACACUCUCACGACGUCAAGUAUGGCACAGGAUCCGGCCAACAAUCAGUAACUGGCACAGAGCUACAAGAAGACACUAAUAGUCAUUGGGCGAUAUUAGCGCCCUUGAAUAAGCAGUGUGAUCGCGGCGAAUCAAUCAAAUGCGGUCAACAAAUCCGUCUUCAGCAUAUAGCUACCAACAAGAAUCUUCAUUCACAUCAUUUCCAAAGUCCACUGUCUGGCAAUCAAGAGAUUUCCUGCUACGGGGAAAAUGGAGUCGGUGAUAGUGGUGACAAUUGGGAAGUUAUCUGUUCGGGAGAUGCUUGGAUGCGUGACUAUCCGAUUAAGCUGAGACACGUUGACACUGAUGGUUAUUUAUCGGUAUCGGGCAGAACGUUCGGUCGGCCAAUUAACGGUCAAAUGGAAGUCAUUGGAACAUUUAAUAUUAACCAUGCGACAGAGUGGAAGGCAGCCGAAGGACUGUUUAUUCAUCCCAGAGAAAUGAAGGAACAAAUCGUACACACCGAACUGUAAAAUUAAGAGACUAUUUCCCAUCGUAUUUGCGUGUUUUGAUUUUACCAUAGACUACACAGUUGUUUUUGUGAUACGUUUGACUGAUUAAACGGGAAACUUGAGUCAAAGUGA